AUGUCGGAUGUACAAUCCACACCCGCGGCGCAGCAGCAGCAGACGCAGCAGCCGAUGGUCCAGACUCAAAAAGUGUCAGACAUCAUUCGUAGCUUUCGCCCGACCAAGGCCUUCCGCCCCCCGAAGCAAGACACUGCGACUUAUGUGACGUCGUUGGAUUUCGAUGAUCAGGGUGACUACUUGGUGGCUUCCGGUGACGACGACACCAUUCAAGUCUUCGACAUCAAGGAGGGCAAGUCUACAAAGUCCGUUCCCAGCAAGAAGUAUGGGGCUCAUCUGGCGCGCUUCACACACCAUUCUCGUCAAGUUCUGCAUGCUAGCACCAAAGUCGACGAUUCGCUGCGAUUGCUCGACCUACACAAUGAAGGCUACGUGCGAUAUUUCUCCGGUCAUACUGAUAAGGUGACGUGUUUGGCUCUGUCCCCUGGCGGUGACUCCUUCAUAUCGUGCUCCAAGGACGACACGAUCGCCCUCUGGGAUCUCGGCUCCCGAAACGCCCAGGGUAGGCUGAAACUCGCAACACCUUACCUCGUUGCCUUUGACCCAUCCGCAUCGGUCAUUGCGGUUGCUUCGCAGUCUACUUCCUCCGUUCUGCUUUACGAUUACCGUAAUUACGACAAGUCCCCCUUCUCCACCUUCGAUCUUGCCCCUCACGAGGAACGAUACACGCCGUCAACGCGCGGCAGGGCAUGGACCCGACUUGAGUUCUCGAAUGACGGGAAAUACCUGCUUGUGGGUACCGAUUAUCAUGGGCAUUUCAUCCUCGAUGCCUUUGAGGGUUCCGUGAAAGCAUUCUUGGUUGGUAGGGCUGGAUCCCCGGGUCGCGCUGCGCCUGUUUCCACAACCGGGAAGCCUCUUGGACAGGGUGAUGCAUGCUUCUCGCCAGACGGGCGAUAUGUGAUCGGGGGAUCUGGAGAUCAACCGGAUGUGCUGGUGUGGGACUUGCAGCAGACCCCUGAUGCCAAUGGCUUACUGCAGCCAAUGACGAAGCUGCCUCACCGUGGUCGAGUUGCAUUGGUGGAAUACAACCCCCGCUAUAACAUGCUGGCUUCCGCUGACAAGGAGAUUGUGUUCUGGCUCCCAGAAGACAGCUCCAGACCAUCAGAAAAGUAA
This is a messenger RNA of Aspergillus brunneoviolaceus CBS 621.78, 1113 nucleotides long. RefSeq names its product WD-repeat containing protein SWD2. The coding region runs from base 1 to 1113 and encodes 370 amino acids. The record is from RefSeq and is a predicted model, not a curated record. The transcript is spliced from 3 exons. Gene Ontology annotation, cellular component: Set1C/COMPASS complex. Gene Ontology annotation, molecular function: chromatin binding; protein binding. Lineage: Eukaryota; Fungi; Ascomycota; Eurotiomycetes; Eurotiales; Aspergillaceae.